ACAAGCAUCUUUCCCGCAAACAUUGGGCGCAUCGUGGAGCAAUUUAUCAAUCUCCAGUCCGCGUCGACUGGUAAGAUGGAGCCAGACAAUACACUGAAGCAGCUCUACGAGGCCAUUUUAGAAAACGCUUUACCAGACGAAGGCUCUCUGACGCUCAUGCGAUAUGUCUUGCAAGCAGUAUCCUUAACUUUUCAACCUAUUUCCAUAUUUACAAUCGAAAGAUUCUCCCCAGCUGAUCCAGAGAACCGAUCUCCCAGUUACGUGCAAAUUCUUGUCGAUCGAUUGGCUAGUGUAAUGAAGGAUGGAACCAUAUAUCUUCCGAUUCAUACUUUACACCCAUCUUUUCAACAAUUCCUCAAGAAUCAGCCUCCUGAGGCGAAAUUCUAUCUGGAGCCGGGCCAUGGUCAUGCCCGCCUAGCUACCGCUUGCCUUGAUCUACUCCCAAACUUGAAAACAGGAACCUGGACACACGUUGUGCCAUUGUCAAAGAUCCCUCGUGAAUGGGAACCAAUUCCCCCAAAAGUCCUCGAGGAGGGACCAGACAUGCCGUUGAGGUAUGCAGUGACAUUUUGGGCAAAGCAUAUGUGUGAUGCGCUGGAUAAUCCUCAUGCUUGUGAUAAGCUCCUUAGAUUCUUCGCCAACGGCUUUCUUGCUUGGGUCGAAUGGGCCAGCGCCAUUCGAGAAAUACCCGAAGGUAUGAAUGCGCUGGAUUGGCAACUUGAAAAAUGGUGCAACGAUGCUCUCAAUUUCUUACAAACAAAUCAAGAAGUAAUAGAGAGAUAUCCUAAGCAAGUGCAUAUGUCCGCUUUAUUCUUCACACCGACCAACUCAUUCAUCCAUAAAUCAUAUUUCAUUGAAUCGCAAACAACUGUUCCCAUCAUCUUCAACAGCCCUUCCAUCGUUCAAUCGACACAUCGAGUACUUAUGAGUGGAGUGGGGAAGUCAGGUAUCCUUGCUUGUGAAUUCUCGUUGGAUGGUCAAAGACUUUGGACCCUCACUGUUAAUGGAACCAUCCGUUUAUGGCGCGCCAGGGAUGGAACUGUGAUCAUGGAUCUUGAGGACCCUCGAUGCGCACCUGGUUUUCGAUGCGCACAAUUUUCAAAGAAUGGGUCUCUCAUAGUGUCAGGUGGAAGUUUGGAUCACCGAGUUGCGAUAUGGGAUGGAGUUACAGGAAAACUGAUCAGAGUGUUCCCGAGAGAACAUCAAUCUGUGGUAAAACAUGUCGUCUUCGCCUUGGAAGAUGGAUUUAUAGUCUCCUCUUUCGAGGAUUCAACAAUGAGGCGUUGGCCUAAUAUCGACGAGCCUGAUUCAGAUCAAUUCAAAGGUGCAGUGCACACCCGAUCAGUUGAAGGGUUGAUCGUUUCACCCAAUGGCGUAUUCGUCUGUUCAUGGUCUACAGACUCUCUCAUCCUCUGGGAUGCAGAAUCACCUUCUUCAAUUCGGAAAUGGGAAGAGAAGGGGGGAUUUGUUGCAGCAAUUUUCUCUCUCGACGGAAGAAAACUGAUCGGGGGUGACGACAGCGGCAAAAUUCAUUUCUGGGAUACAUCGACUACAGAUACUAUACGCAUCAUCGAGGCCCAUCAAGGUUGUGUUUUUUCAUUGGCCAUCUGUGCUGAUAGAACGACCCUUGCAUCUGGCUCUUUGUAUGAGAAUACACUCCGACUCUGGAAUAUCCAUACCGGAGAAGAGUUAUGCUCACCAUUAUCUACACACACCGACGAUAUCGUAGCACUAGCCUUCAAUAGCUUCGCAUUAGUCGGGCACACCGAUGAGCUGACCUUAAUAGCAGUCACACCUGACGGUGAUAAAGUCGUGUCGUCUUCAGGAGACGCUACUGUCCGAUUGUGGGAAAUGGAAGAGUUAUCCUAUGCGUCUUCAGAUCUGGAAAGUUUCAACUUUGGGACUCUGGCACAGGUCAUAUUAUUGGGAACGCUGUUGUUCGUGAUGACGGCCCUCUUUGCUCCUGUGACUUCUCCAUUCAAUGCGACAUAUUUGCAACUGGAUAUGAAGAGGGAGGCGAACAUGACUCUCGCAGUUGGAGGUGACGCCGUAUCAAUUUGGAAGGUCGAUAGAAAUAACUUGAAUGGAAGUGAGCUAACUUGGAAUCUCGAUAUUUUGGCCAUACCAAAUAAAAUUGACUUCUCUCCCGAUGAGAAAUAUAUAGCAAUCUGUAUGACCAAUCAAGAGCUGGACGUAUGGAACCUCGAGGAUGGACGCCUUGCAUCGAAAGCCACUGCUGGGAGAAAAAGUUAUGACAAACAUCUGAUUUUCUCUCCAGAUGGAAAAACCAUCGCAACAGGCACAAUGGACGGUGUUGAUCUUUAUGACUUCAAUGUUCACACAGGCCUUUGUUUGUUUGCGUCAAUGAGAUGUGCUAACUCGCGGAGGAUUGGCUUUUCAGACGAUGGUAGGCAAAUAUACGUAGACACUUACUUUGCUGAUAUCUAUCAUCUUUCACGGGAAAAACUCAAUUAUCCCUUCCUCCGUGGAAGGGUAAAACGAGGAGUAUCAACACCUCUUCCUUCCUUUACUUUCCAAACGCAGUGGUCACAUAUCGUCCCUAUGAGAGAAAGAGAACCAGGGGAGUCAGGUAGCUUCUUGGCUCUUCCUACCAACAUCAAUGUGGAGAAAUGGGAAGCGUAUGGCAAUCAAAUUGCCCUGGGGCUCCACGAUGGAAGCUUGAUGAUUGAGCAGCAG
Molecule: messenger RNA, 2697 nt
Organism: Acaulospora colombiana
Lineage: Eukaryota; Fungi; Glomeromycota; Glomeromycetes; Diversisporales; Acaulosporaceae
Source: the annotation of a GenBank genome assembly